AGAAAUCGUCACUCGAGCAAGGCGUGGAGCAAUGCUCGAUGGAAAAACACACGGUAUCGAGCAGCGUUGCCACCCCUUCAAAAUAAAAUUUAAAAAUAGUCGCGCCACCUAGCGGAAAAUUGCGAUUAGAUUUGAUUCUAUUGGUCACACUACAUACAAAGGUAAACAAAGCAUGGUCCGAAUCAAAAACAGGUACAUUGCAGUGCAGAUUGUACCAUAUACACCAACAAACACACUGCGAAUAAAUGAUCACACACUAAGCAAAUGCCUGCUCCAAAAUGUGGAGAAGUACCAUGGAGUUUAUGGUCUCGGCUUGAUCGAGAAUGGAUUCCGGGUGAAAUAUUGCAAUGAUCGCACUAAAACAGCCAUCAUACGGUGUCUCCAUCGUGGUCAGAAAUUUAUUUCAAGCGUACUGCCCUUGAUUACACUGAUUGGAGAUGUGAGAGCGAAAUUCAGAACCCUCUACAUUGGAGCCACGAUAAUUCAAUGCAACAAGUUUAUUAUCAAACACCAGAAACAGUUCCUGGAUAAGGCCAUGGGCCAGAUGGCAUCCGCUAAAGAACGACAGGAUCUCUUCAAGCGCGUCAUGGAAUUCGACAUGGACAGAUAACAAAUGGAUUUAAAGUCAUUCGGUGUAUAAUUAAGUAAUUAUAGUACAUGAUUUUCUUAAAGAAAA
Drosophila ananassae is the source of this 676-nucleotide messenger RNA. RefSeq names its product ribonuclease P/MRP protein subunit POP5 (gene Pop5). The transcript has 4 exons. Gene Ontology annotation, molecular function: ribonuclease P RNA binding. Lineage: Eukaryota; Metazoa; Arthropoda; Insecta; Diptera; Drosophilidae. Gene Ontology annotation, biological process: tRNA 5'-leader removal. The record is from RefSeq and is a predicted model, not a curated record. The coding region runs from base 173 to 610 and encodes 145 amino acids. Gene Ontology annotation, cellular component: ribonuclease P complex.